UAUUCGUGUAACACUGUAACCUGCUACUGCAUUUUGACAGCUCUUCUUGUGGCCUUGGACUCUAUUCUCGGACUUCUAACUGAAAGAAGAACAUGUCCGUCCUUGCUUCUGGUGACCGGCAAUAAUAAGCAGAGGUCACAGCGCUCUCUCUGCUGCCGACUUUCCUGGCAUGGUGCACGCCAACAGGUCAUCUCUGUGAACUAUUUGAGAGGGUUUUAUCUCUGCCGCGCCAGCUGGGUCGCUCUGCUGCGGUCGCUGCCUCACAGAUAGGAUUCUUGGUUUACAGCAGGUAGCUUCCAAAUGCUUUGAAGUUUGAUUCUCUCUGAGCCCCACCAGCCUAUUUCUUGCAAAUAGCCAUUGCCGUUUGUUUAUGAAUAAGAAUCAGGACACGCAGAAAACACAGUAGUCGUACCUGGCCGUUGCUGAGAACCGAGUGCUCCACCGCGAUUCUUCACCUGCACGAGGAAAAUGGGCUGCAAUCGGAACUGUGGGCUCAUCACCGGAGCUGUCAUUGGAGCAGUCCUGGCCGUGUUUGGGGGCGUUCUGAUGCCAGUCGGAGACAUGCUUAUUGAGAAGACCAUCAGAAAGGAAGUUGUCCUUGAAGACGGAACAAUUGCUUACAAAAACUGGGUUAAAACAGGCACCACUGUAUACAGACAGUUUUGGAUCUUUGAUGUGCAAAAUCCAAAUGAUGUGGCAACAAACAGUGACAAAAUCAAAGUGAAACAGAGAGGUCCUUACACAUACAGAGUUCGUUACCUAGCCAAGGAGAAUAUAACUCAGAACGGUGAGGACAACACUGUCUCUUUUGUACAGCCCAACGGAGCAAUCUUUGAGCCUUCGCUGUCUGUCGGAAGCGAGAAUGACACCUUCACAGUUCUCAAUCUGGCUGUGGCAGCUGCGCCACAUAUAUACACAAACACGUUUGUUCAAGUUUUGCUCAACUCACUUAUCAAAAAGUCCAAGUCUUCCAUGUUCCAAAAUAGAACCUUGAAAGAACUGCUGUGGGGUUACAAGGAUCCAUUUCUGAGUUUGGUUCCAUAUCCUAUUCCUACCACAAUUGGUGUGUUUUAUCCUUACAAUGAUACUGUAGAUGGAGUUUACAAAGUUUUCAAUGGAAAGGAUAACAUAAGCAAAGUUGCCAUAAUUGAUUCUUACAAAGGAAGCAGGAAUUUGUCCUAUUGGCCAAGUUAUUGCGACAUGAUUAAUGGCACAGACGCGGCCUCUUUCCCUCCUUUUGUUGAGAAGUCUCGGGUGCUGCAGUUUUUCUCCUCUGACAUUUGCAGGUCCAUCUACGCCGUGUUUGGGUCUGAUGUUAACCUUAAAGGAAUCCCCGUGUAUAGAUUUGUUCUUCCAGCCAAGGCCUUUGCAUCACCAGUCCAGAAUCCAGACAACCACUGUUUCUGCACUGAAACUAUCGUCUCAAACAACUGUACAUCAUAUGGCGUGCUAGAUAUUGGAAAAUGCAAAGAAGGAAAGCCUGUGUACAUUUCCCUUCCACAUUUCCUGCAUGCAAGUCCUGAUAUAUCAGAACCUAUCGAAGGCCUAAGUCCAAAUGAAGAAGAGCAUAGGACAUACUUGGAUGUGGAACCUAUAACUGGAUUCACUCUACAGUUUGCAAAACGACUGCAGGUGAACAUACUGGUCAAGCCAGCCAAAAAAAUCGAAGCAUUGAAGAAUCUGAAGAGAAAUUAUAUUGUACCUAUACUUUGGCUUAAUGAGACUGGAACUAUUGGCGAUGAGAAAGCAGAAAUGUUCAGAAAUCAAGUGACUGGGAAGAUAAAUCUUCUUGGCCUGGUUGAAAAGGCCUUGCUUGGGGUUGGAGCGGUGAUGUUUGUUGCUUUUAUGAUUUCAUACUGUGCUUGCAGAUCCAAGAAUGGAAAAUAAGUAAUAAACAAGGCAU
This is a messenger RNA of Chionomys nivalis (European snow vole), 1903 nucleotides long. RefSeq names its product CD36 molecule (gene Cd36). Bases 469 to 1887 code for a protein of 472 amino acids. The record is from RefSeq and is a predicted model, not a curated record. Gene Ontology annotation, biological process: lipid storage; lipoprotein transport; amyloid-beta clearance by cellular catabolic process. The transcript is spliced from 17 exons. Gene Ontology annotation, cellular component: cell surface; cytoplasm; caveola. Gene Ontology annotation, molecular function: scavenger receptor activity; low-density lipoprotein particle binding; low-density lipoprotein particle receptor activity. Lineage: Eukaryota; Metazoa; Chordata; Mammalia; Rodentia; Cricetidae.